Molecule: messenger RNA, 2275 nt
Organism: Linepithema humile (Argentine ant)
Lineage: Eukaryota; Metazoa; Arthropoda; Insecta; Hymenoptera; Formicidae
Product: tRNA modification GTPase GTPBP3, mitochondrial
Biological process (GO): tRNA methylation; tRNA wobble uridine modification
Cellular component (GO): mitochondrion; cytoplasm
Molecular function (GO): GTPase activity; GTP binding; protein binding
Source: RefSeq, a predicted model, not a curated record
CUCGUGUAUGCUUCCGUUCCAAGCAUAUCCAAUGUUCUUCCACGAGUGUCUGAUCCGUGGAUUUCUUCGGAAUGCAAAGACUGUCGCAUCGCUCGGAACGCGUCACCCUGCUGCCAGUUCGCGCUCAAUUAACUAUUCCGUGGAUGAUCGUAGAGGCACGACCAUCUGCGCCCUGUCUUCAGGACAUGGAAAAUGCGGCGUGGCGGUGGUAAGAAUAUCAGGAAACCGGUCUAUGGAAGCGUUGAAAAAGAUGACAAACAUAUCAAAAUUGGAACCAAGAAAAGCUUUCUUACGGAAGAUACGCGAUCCUGAAACAAGAGAAGUCAUUGACAAUGGGCUUUGCCUGUGGUUUCCCGGUCCGCACUCGUUCACCGGUGAGGAUUCCGUAGAGUUCCACGUGCACGGCGGACCGGCGAUCCUGACGCGGCUGAUGCAGGCCCUCUCGGAUCUGCAGGUGUAUCCGGCGUUACCGGGCGAAUUUACUCGACGCGCCUUCUACAACAACAAACUGGAUCUGACGGAAGUGGAGGGUCUGGCCGACCUGAUAGAGGCCGAGACCGAAUGCCAGAGGAAGCAGGCGCUGUUGCAGGCCGAUGGUGUCCUGCGCAAGCUGUACGACAGCUGGCGGAAGGUCCUCUCGGAGUCCGUGGCGAGCAUCGAGGCGUACAUCGACUUCGGCGAGGAGGACAACAUCGAGAGCGACGUGGUGCAGAAUGCGCACCACGCUCUCAGGCAGCUGAUGCGGGAUUUGGAGGAGCACCUGGCCGACGGCAGACGCGGCGAGAUUCUACGCAACGGCGUGAGAACGGCGAUCGUCGGUGAGCCCAAUGUGGGCAAGAGCAGCCUGCUGAAUCACCUGGUGCAGCGAAACGCCGCCAUCGUCACGCCCGUUGCCGGCACCACGAGGGACGUGAUCGAGCUGAACGCGAAUAUCUCGGGCUAUCCUGUGCUGAUCGCAGACACCGCCGGCAUCACGGAGGACACCGAGGACAUCGUCGAGGCCGAGGGCGUCCGUCGAGCUAGGAAUUACGCGAAGAACGCCGAUUUCGUCAUCGUCGUGGUGGACGCGGUGAAGUGGACAAUCAGCGGAAUGACAUACAAGGAUUAUAUGCGGGAAUAUUUGUCGUCGCUGCAGAUGCACGAGCUGUUGGCGAACCUAGGAAAGGAGCGUUUCAUUGUGAUAAUGAACAAACGAGAUUUGCUGAAAGAGGAGGAUAAAGAGCGCUUCAAUGAUACCGAAGCGGUUUCCAUAUCUUGCAGGACGGAAGACGGCUUCCAGGACUUGCUGCAAUCGCUAACAGAUCGUUUCGGUAAAAUAUGCGGCAGUCCAUCCGCGGAAAGUCCGACAAUCAGUCAGGCAAGACAUAGGAAUCAUCUGACGCAGUGCUUGAGGCAUUUACAGAAUUACUUCGAGUUGUGCGCGGACGAGCAGCACGACAUGGCCAUAGCGGCGGAGGAGAUUCACAAAGCGUUGCGGGAACUCGGGAGGAUAACGGGACACGUCAGCACUAACGAAAUAUUAGACAUUAUAUUCAAGAAUUUUUGUAUCGGCAAAUAACGACCUGCCUUAGAGACGCCCUUCGCACUUCUUUGCAGGAUAUUCUGUAAAUUUUAAGAUGCGAAAUGUAUAAUUAUAAAUAAUAUUUGUAUUAUAUCUUUACAAGCUAUUUGCAUCCUUUGGUAUUACACAUGCGUGAUAAGCGGGGAAGAUCAUAAUUCUAAAGAUACAACAGUACUUUCCGACUUUGUUAUUCUGGAAGAUUCUGGAAGUGUGUAAAGCGGAAUUCGUAUAUAUAAAUAUAUAACUUACAAAAUUCACGGAUGAAGAAACCUAUUUUUCUUAUCGUUAUUAACUUUGAAAUAGCGCUAGCUAGAGAUAAAUCGUCGCGCCAUAAACAAUCUUCAGCCAGCAAUAUUUUCACAUAGAAAUCGAAGAAACACAAAUUGAAGUUUGCGGUGUCUAUGCGUGACGACAGCGUAGAAUAAAAUGAAUAGGAAAGAGCCUUCAUAAGCAUCGUAUGUUUAUUAACAAUACACGCACAAUCAUACAUAGAACAACCUUUUGCCUGAUUAUAAGAUAUCGAUAGCCCGCGCUAUACAGAUAGGGCUACGUUAUGUGGUUUCAAGUCGUUAUCUGUAUGCCAUGUCCGUGUUAUGUGCUAAUUGUAUCGUUAUUAUGACGUCAUCAUAAUAACUACUCGCUCUCGCAAAAGAAAUAAUUUGACUUAACUUUGUAAGAAAAGCAAAGUAACUCGAUUGAGAAGAAAAAAUAGAA